AUGUAUUAUGACGUGAAUAUCAGCUUGGAUUACUUGAAGCAAGACAUGAAGGAGUUAGAAGAGAAUGAGUAUGAAGGUUUUUGUGUGAAUAGAAUCAUAAAACCAAGAGAUUUGGAGAAAAUCAGAUACGAACCUGUUGAAUUCCUUGGAGCAAAGCCUUGUUACAGCCGUGUGGAGGUUGUGUUUGAAGAGAAGGAGGAAGUUGGAUAUGAUGCAAAAAAGUCUAUGAAGUAUGAUCUGUUUGUUGUGAGGCUGAACGGGGUUGCUGGGAUGGACAGGCUAAUAAGAUGUCAGCCAGAUAUGAUUACAUUCAACUAUGGGAGUCAGAUUCUUCCAUUCAAAUGUGGACUGGUCAGGACGGCAAUCAAAGAGAAUAUAUUUUUUGAGGUACCAUUGAGGGAAAGCCUGUAUGGAGGAACUUCCAGUAUUAUGUGGAUGAGGAAUGUACGUAAGCUACUCUUUAUUACGAAUGGCAAGAAUGUUGUGUUUAGUAGUGGGGCACGAUGCUCCACGGAGAUCAAGAGGCCUAGGGACAUCACGAAGAUGCUGGAGAUGUUUGGACUUAAGAAGAAGAGGGCUUCUGAAGUGAUGCUCAACUCCUUAAGACUUCUAAGAAGAUGUGCAAUGAAGAGGUAUUAUUAUAGAGGCUCUAUUACCCACAGCGUUGAUGAAGGAUCUUUGAAGAGGGAUUUUGUACUAUCUCUGUACAGGGGAUGA
This is a messenger RNA of Encephalitozoon romaleae SJ-2008, 717 nucleotides long. RefSeq names its product RNase P subunit p30-like protein. NCBI's taxonomy places the organism in Eukaryota, Fungi, Microsporidia, Unikaryonidae. The record is from RefSeq and is a predicted model, not a curated record. Gene Ontology annotation, biological process: tRNA processing. Gene Ontology annotation, molecular function: RNA binding. Bases 1 to 717 code for a protein of 238 amino acids. The transcript has a single exon. Gene Ontology annotation, cellular component: nucleolar ribonuclease P complex.